Aspergillus fijiensis CBS 313.89 is the source of this 1458-nucleotide messenger RNA. Its product is annotated as phosphotransferase family protein. The record is from RefSeq and is a predicted model, not a curated record. Lineage: Eukaryota; Fungi; Ascomycota; Eurotiomycetes; Eurotiales; Aspergillaceae. Gene Ontology annotation, cellular component: mitochondrion. The transcript is spliced from 4 exons. The coding region runs from base 1 to 1458 and encodes 485 amino acids.
AUGCCCCAGGAGCCUCAAGCCUCGAAGCUUGAUAGCUCCACUAUCCAUCCUUUGUCGAGCGGAACCCCCCUAACUCCCCCAGGCAACGCCAUCGCCCGCGAAGAGCUAUUCACCUACACCAAUGGCCAUUUCCUCAUCGACGAAGAAACCCAGCUCCGUCGACGAUACCUGAAAUUCAACAUCGAAGCUCUCUGCGAUCUCGCUGCGACAGCCGGGGUAAAUCCAUCCCCGAUCCGAACGAUUGAGAAGCUCGAGGGAGGGUUCAGCAAAGCCCUGCUGCUGACGAAGGAGAAUGACGAGGAGGUUGUUGCGAAGCUCCCGUAUCAUAUCGCGGGACCAGCCUCCCUGACUGUCGCUUCUGAGGUCGCGGCUCUGCAGUAUGUUAAGAAGUAUACGCGUAUCCCCGUUCCAGGAGUGCUCUCCUGGUCCUCGGACAGUUUGAGCCCGAUCGGAGCCGAGUACAUCAUCAUGGAGAAGGCGGCAGGGGUUCCGCUGUAUGAACGAUGGGAGGGGAUGGCGGAGAUCGAGAGGUUGGGGCUGAUCCAGGAUCUGGUGAAGCUUGAGGCGCAACUACCAUGUGUUGCGUCAGCUAACCGACCUCCAGGGCGAACUUUAUCAGACCUGGGAAAGUCAACCCCCCGGUUACCAUUCCACCAAGGUAGCAUUCAAGAGCAAACCCAGCUCUUAGAAGCUGCAAUGAGUGUAUUCCAGCAGAUCGACUCGCACCCAUCAAUCGGCCAAUCGGCCCAGCCUACACUAUGGCACACGGACCUCCACAUGGGAAACAUCUUCGUAGCUCCGGACGAAAGCUCGAGAAUCGUCUCCCUGAUCGACUUUCGGUCCCUGUCCAUCCACCCUCUAUUCCUUCAAGCCCGAUGGCCAGUCUUUCUCAAGCCCCCAAUAGACUAUCCAAAGGGUUUUGUGAAGCCCACACUCCCAGACGGUUUCACUUCCCUCGACGAAGAAAGCCAGGCAGCUGCUCUGCAGGAAUUCUCCCAGGCCAAGCUCGCCAAAGCAUACGAAGUCGCCAAAUUCCUCGACGACCGCGUCGCCCACGACGCGAUGGUGAACGUUGUGCCCCGCGUCUUUCGGGAGUUGUUCGUCCGCUGCGGCGAAGUCUCGGAGGUGGGAAUCGUGCCGCUGCGCGAGAGUCUGCUUCAGAUUUUCCAGAACUGGUCGGCGUUGGACUUCACUAGUGAAUGCCCUUAUUCAUUCAGCGAUGAAGAAACCCGUCAGCACGAACGCCAAUAUGCAGAGUAUCAGGCGUGGAAUGAUGUCCAGCAACUCGCGAUGGAGUGCCUCGACACCGACGCCGAAAAGUGGAUUGCACCGCAGCUGGAUAUCGCCGAGAAGCGGAGGCAGAAUCGGGAGCUGCUGGCGAUGUGGACCGAGCGAGCAGCAGCCGAGGAAAGAUCCCCGGAUGAGGCAAGAGCCAUGUGGCCGUUCCCGGAGUCAUAA